UCAUUGUCCCACAGUGAGAGUAAAUCACUUUUACUUUUUAAUCUAUCCAAAGUGGGUGUCAAAUACCGAUGGGAAACCAAAGGAAGGAAAAAAAAAAAAGAAGCUUAUUAUUCUUAAGUCAACCAUUUCACUUCCCAAAUACCCAAUUCCAUGGAAUUUUCAUAAUAAAAUAAUAAUAAUAGUACUAAUAAAAAAAUUAUGAUAUGAUGUACGUUUGUGGAAAAUAGUAAGCACUAUAUAUGGUAUAGUAUAAGAUAGACGAAGAGAAUAUAGUACUCAAAAUAUGGGAGAGUUGAAGUAUGAGCCUUUAUUUGAGACCAAGAGGGCUAAGGGGAGGAUAAUAUAUAGGCUAUUUGCAACUUCACUUUUUUGUGGGAUUUUUCUGAUAUGGAUUUAUAGAUUGUGUAAUAUACCAAAACCAGGUGAAAAUGGUAGAUAUGGUUGGAUUGGAAUGCUUGGAGCCGAACUGUGGUUUGGUUUUUAUUGGUUCCUCACUCAGUCUCUUCGUUGGAACAGAGUUUAUCGUCAAGCAUUUCGAGAGAGGCUAUUGCAAAGGUAUGAGAAUGAGUUGCCGAGAGUAGAUGUAUUCGUGUGCACAGCUGAUCCUUCAAUAGAGCCACCAAUUAUGGUGAUCAAUACAGUUUUAUCAGUCAUGGCUUACAAUUAUCCACCGGAAAAGCUCAGUGUUUAUCUCUCAGAUGAUGCCGGUUCUGAGCUUACCUUUUAUACCUUACUUGAAGCUUCUCGCUUCGCAAAGCAUUGGCUUCCUUAUUGCAAAAAAUUCAACGUUGAGCCGAGAUCACCUGCUGCCUAUUUUGCAUCAUUGCCUGCGCCAGAUCAAUCUGGUGCAGAUUUUUCUGAAACAAAGAGAUUAUACGAGGACAUGGCAAACAAAAUUGACGUUGUGUGCAAGGCUGGAAGAGUUUCAGAUCAAGCAAAAUUAGAAUACAAAGGAUUUUCCAAAUGGAAUUCAUAUUCAUCCAAGAAAAACCAUGCUGCUAUCUUGCAGAUACUAAUCGACAGCAGAGAUGAAGGGGCAAAGGACUUUGACGGGGUAAAACUGCCAACUUUGGUAUAUGUGGCUCGGGAGAAGCGUCUUCAGCACUUCCAUAAUUUCAAAGCCGGGGCAAUGAAUGCAUUGAUCAGGGUGUCCUCAGAGAUCAGCAACGGGCCAGUAAUUCUGAAUGUAGAUUGUGAUAUGUACUCGAACAACUCAAACUCGAUUCAAGAUGCUCUUUGCUUCUUUAUGGAUGAAGAAAGAAGUCAUGAAAUUGCUUUCGUGCAAUUUCCACAAUCUUUCGAAAAUACCACUAAAAAUGCAGUUUAUGGUUCUCGAAGAGUAAUUGAUGAGGUGGAACUCCACGGUGCUGAUGGUUACGGAGGUCCUUUGUAUACUGGCAGUGGCUGCUUUCAAAGGAGAGACACCCUUUAUGGUAGAGAGUUUAGCAAGGAAGCUAGGAUUGAUUUGAAGAGUUCAUGUCCCGAGAAGAGGGAAGAAAACAUGCACGAGUUGGAAGAAAGACUAGAAAGAUUAGCAAGUUCCACGUAUGAGCAAAACACUCAAUGGGGAAAUGAGAUUGGUUUGAAGUACGGGUGCUCAGUCGAAAAUAUAUUGACUGGGCUGACAACCAAGUGUAAAGGUUGGAAAUCCGUUUACUAUCAUCCUAAAAGGAAGGCCUUUUUAGGGGUUGCUGCAACUACUUUGGAUCAACUAUUAGUGCAGCAUAAGAGAUGGUCCGAGGGCGAUUUAAAUAUUUUCUUUUCCAAGUAUAGCCCUGUUUGGUAUGGACUUGGAAAGCUCAAUCCCGGCCUUGUGUUGGGAUAUCUCCAUUACUGCUUCUGGUCUCCAAAUUGCUUUGCAACUCUGUACUACUCUAUCGUCCCUUCGCUUUAUCUACUCAAAGGAAUUUCCCUGUUUCCACAGUACCUUACUGCAUCAGUACCGGUUAUGAGCCACAUUCAGCUUUGAGUUUCUAUCAAGUUUACUGUCCAUUAUGCUCGGAUUCUCUAAAACACACUACUUUUGGACGACCUGACACUCACAUGACAACAUUUUUGUAGAGCCGGGGAAAACAUCAAACCGGCACUCAAACUCGCUCCCCUUUUGCUCACAACUUGCAGGUCUCCAGCAAAUGGUUCUUGCCAUUUGCAUACGUGAUAAUCGCAGAACUAACAUAUAGUUUCGCUGAAUUCCUGUGGAGUGGCGGAACAGUUCUUGGAUGGUGGAAUGAACAAAGAAUAUGGCUUUACAAGAGAACAAGUUCCUACAUAUUUGCAUUUCUUGAUACAAUGUUGAAGCUAUUUGGUUCAUCCAAUACAACAUUUAUAGUCACUCCAAAAGUGACUGAUGAAGAUGUGUUGUUGAGAUACAAACAAGAGACAAUGGAAUUUGGAAGUGCUUCACCUAUGCUUACAAUAUUGUCAACAUUGGCAAUGCUCAAUCUUUUCUGCCUUAUGGGGUUGGUGAAGAAGUUGAUAGUAACAAGAGAAUUGGGAUUGAAAUAUGUAUUUGAAACAAUGGCUUUGCAAAUUUUGCUUUGUGGGAUUCUUGUUUUUGUUAACUUGCCUUUGUAUAAUGCUCUUUUCUUUAGGAAAGAUAAGGGGAAAAUACCUAGUUCUACUGCUGUUCAGUCUCUUGUUUUUGCACUUUCUGUAUGCACUUGUAUUGCAUAUUUGUAAUUGUUGAAGAGUCCCUUCGGUUAGUUAGUAUGUUCACUUAUGAACCCCUUAGUGAAUAUCCUGGCUUCGCCACUGGUACUAUAAAGGUUGGAUCUUUUUAA
Capsicum annuum is the source of this 2780-nucleotide messenger RNA. Its product is annotated as cellulose synthase-like protein E1. Lineage: Eukaryota; Viridiplantae; Streptophyta; Magnoliopsida; Solanales; Solanaceae. Bases 284 to 1969 code for a protein of 561 amino acids. The record is from RefSeq and is a predicted model, not a curated record. The transcript is spliced from 8 exons. Gene Ontology annotation, cellular component: plasma membrane; trans-Golgi network. Gene Ontology annotation, biological process: cellulose biosynthetic process; plant-type primary cell wall biogenesis. Gene Ontology annotation, molecular function: mannan synthase activity; cellulose synthase (UDP-forming) activity.